Molecule: messenger RNA, 1971 nt
Organism: Prorocentrum cordatum
Lineage: Eukaryota; Dinophyceae; Prorocentrales; Prorocentraceae
Source: the annotation of a GenBank genome assembly
GUGCUGGGCUAAAAAAAAAUGGCUUGCCCAGUUUGGGGGGCCCCGUGCCACCUUGGCUCGAGCAGCAAAGGUGCCUCAUCCCAAAAGAACACUUACAAGCACUUCAUCACUGCCUUCCCUGGGCAACCGCGGCCAGCUCCGGCGAUGCAGUCCUCCACGCAGGCGGCGCUCUUCCUGCUCCUUUGCUGCUCCGCGCAGCCGGCCCGCGCCCUCUCGGAGUCGUGGUCGUGGCCCUGGAGCAAGCCCGAGCAGAAGCUUCCGUCGAGGAGCUGGGCGCCGAUCCACCCCCACGCCAGCGAUCUCGUGGCGCAUGCCCAGCAGGCCCUCGCCGAGCAGGCCGAGCAAGCCCCGAAGGCGCAGGCCGACGCCGCGCAGGAGAACACCGUCGAGGCAGCCCCCGCCGCGCCGGCCGAGCAGGCCCCGAAGGCGCAGGCCGACGCCGCGCAGGAGAACACCGUCGAGGCAGCCCCCGCCGCGCAGGCCGAGCAGGCCCCGAAGGCGCAGGCCGACGCCGCGCAGGAGAACACCGUCGAGCCAGCCCCCGCCGCGCCGGCCGAGCCAGCUCCGCAGGAAAAGACCGAGGCCCAGCGGGCCCAGGAGCAGGCGGCGGAGCUGGCCCGCGACGCGGAGGCCGAGAAGAGCCGGGUGCGGGAGCUGCGGGCCGCGGUGCAGGCCAAGCAGAACGAGAUCGAGGAGCUGGCCGCCAAGCACGUGAGGGGCGAGGCCCUGUACGCCAGCCGCGCCAAGAAGGUCGCCAAGGAGCGCGAGGUCAAGAAGGCCGCCGACGCCGAGCAGGCCAAGGCGCAGGCCGCCGAGCAGGCGGCCAGGGCCGCCGAGAAGGCGGCCAAGGAGGGCAGCUGGAGCGGUCGUGCGGAGAAGGCCCUGGAGGCCUUGCAGCCUGCCGAGGGCAAGGCCGACGGCCAGGCCGACGCGGAGGCCAGCGACGCCGGGGGCGAGGGCCGGGCCCAGGAUCCUUUGGACGAGGUGGACGACAAGGUCUUCGGCCUCCAGGCCAAGCUGGAGGCCGAGCAGAACGAGCUCAAGUACCAGCAGAGGAACCGCAAGCUGGAGGCCGAGCUGGUGGCCAAGCAGCGCGAGCUCGCGGAGGCCGCCGAGGCCCAGCGGGCCAAGGCGCAGGCCGCCGCGGAGGCGGCAAGCGCCGUGGAGGCCGCCCGGCAGGCCGUGUCCCAGGCCGCCGAGCACUCCCGGGCCGUGGAGGCCGCCAGGGCCGAGCAGGCGAAGGCGGAGGCCAGGCAGCACGAGCUCAAGGAGCUGGCGAAGAAGCCCGGCUGCUACAUGCGCAUCCCCUCCGGGUGCCCCAGCAAGGCCAUGAAGACCGACAAGUGGAGGAAGGACGCGUGGGCGGACAAGCGCGGCGUCGACAGCCAGGCGUGCCAGCAGCGCAAGGGCACGUGGGACACGUAUUGCGGCUCGAAGGACACGGAGAUGAUCUUCGUUGAGGCUGGGGACAGCGAGAACUAGCACUGAACCGUACGGCCCUACAUGCCGAACAGAUUGAUGUCACCCGCCGUUUCCACGAGGACUGGCGAGGGCGCCGGCUCCAGCUCCAGGCCCUCUUGGCGUUCCAACUUGUUCCGCGCAGGGUAUGGCGUCCUUCUGGAGUUGCGCAAAAGUUGCCCGCGCACGGCUUGAUUGGCUUCGGCGGCAGCGCGCGUGAUCGCCCCCCCUCCCAGACCUGGGCCUCCGCCGUCGUCGCUUUUGUUCACGAUGGGGGCCCAAGGAGCUCUCGACACCAUCCUUGGGGCCAGCUUGUCGCCGCCAACAUUUGUUGAAAAGCUGCCAGAAAGCUGGCCCGGUGUCUUAAGCACGGUCGCCCUUUCAGCGUGAACAGCAGAAAUUUGCCCAGGCUUGUUUUAAGGAACUCCCAGGAAGCUGGCCCACAUGUCUUAAAGCAUAUUUUUCUUGAUCUUGAUCAUGGAUUUGGUUGUCGAUUGCAUUUCACAGAUUGCC